AUAUACACGAAAUGUACACUGGUACAAAUUGACAAAGACAAAAGAGAUCGAAUUUCGUCUACUUUCACUUUGAACACCAAAAGUAAAACUUGGCCUUUUUCUUUUCAUUCUUCAUGUUUAUCAGAGAGGUGAGAGAAACUGACAUUUAAGUAAAAAUAUGUCAUCUGCCAAAGCUGUGCUUGAAAGCCUUGUUUCAGAAAAUGACUACACCAAACUUCAGGACCUCAUUUUCUCCAGGUCAGCAAACAGCCUUGGGAAGUUAAUUGAAGUAGUAGGAGACCUUCCAGACAAAGAAUUUCCUACAAAUAUCAAGAGAAUUACAAAAUUAAUCAAAAUUGCUCCAGAAAAGUGGUUAGAAGACUACUUUUGUGAAAUAUUAAAAUCAUCAAACGUCAAAGAAAAGUUGCAGCAUUUGAUUGGCCGUGCAUGUGUUCCGUGCAUUAAAGAACUUGAACAUAAGCCAUGUGACAAGGAGGACGUGGUAGAUUUACCUGAAAGAGCAGAAUUCGUAUUAGAAUUAGUUUGUUCUUUACUGUCCUUAGAUACUGACGAGGAUAACGUGAAACAUCUGGUUAUAGGAGCUUUACCACAUCUUUUAAUUUUGGUGAUUGAACAUGAGCAGCCCAAUUUGUGGACAUCAAAAUCAUCACUUUCUUUGUCAAAAGAAGUGCUUAGAAAGGUCAAGGACGUACUCUCAGUAAGUGGCAAUGAAGAACUUCUGCAGUACCAGAUUUCACAAAAGCAUCUGUCAUCCAUUUUGGUACACAUUCAAAAACACCUCAGUGAAAAGCUUAAAAGAGACACAUGGAUGUGCUUUCCUUCCCUCAAAAUGGUGUAUAAAUGGUGUGUUUUCAAUACAAGGUUUCCAAACAUGAGUGAAGUCUUCCCAAAAUUCCUUCCUACUGCUCUUCUGUUUACGGAUGAUCAUGUUUUGGAAAACAAGAUCUUAGGUGUCAGCUGUCUCUAUCACAUCAUGCAAAACACGAGCAGGGAAGAACUGCGCUGGUAUGGACAGGCGGAUGUCAUUUACGAGGCUUUGAAACAUCAAAUGUAUACUAGAGAAGCAAAACUAAUUGAUGUUUUGCAUCCUGCAUUACUUUAUAUAUUAUCAGUGGUUGAAAAAGAUCCCCAGUACUGCACCGAUUCGAAGGGACUCAUGCGAGUGCCAAACAAGUAUGAUGAGAUAUUUCACACUAUUCUUGCAGAUGCUUAUGGGGAGCAGAACUUGGCAUUGCGUAUGGCUCUUACUGGAUACUUAACUCAUUUUGUGGAAAAACUGGGCCUUCUUACCCUACGACACACAAACAUUCUCUUCAAAGUGAUUGAAGAAUACUUAGAGAGUUAUGAUGGAAAAAGACAUUCUGCUAAACCACAGAUUUUAAGACUGAUGAAAUCAGUGAUCAUUGCCACAUGGCCACGAAUGUCUCGUUAUGUGGAUUUCAUUUUGAAAGUCUUGGUCAGAUUGCUAAUUGACAUUUCAUCCAAGGAAAUGUAUGACUUUGAACUUGUACAUACUUUAGAGGAACUGAGUACCCAGUGCUUAAUACUUAUCAAACAUGUCAAUUUGGAGUAUGUUGAAAAAAACUUGCAGAAUAUCAUCAAGCUUGACAUACCACAGAGCUGUAGAUGUAUUUUAUCUGAUGCUUUACAAUUAAGUAUGUAGUCAUUUAAUAUACCAGUAAGUCAAGAAUUGUAUUGUUCAUAUUCCUGGAUAUUAUAGAAUUGAAUAAAUUUAAUUUAAAUUGAA
Molecule: messenger RNA, 1747 nt
Organism: Magallana angulata
Lineage: Eukaryota; Metazoa; Mollusca; Bivalvia; Ostreida; Ostreidae
Product: TELO2-interacting protein 2-like
Exons: 2
Coding region: 158-1663 (501 amino acids)
Cellular component (GO): centrosome; cytosol; nucleoplasm
Source: RefSeq, a predicted model, not a curated record